AUGGUCAUCAAGGAACUUUUUGGUGACGCGACCUCUACCAAGGUCCACAUCAGCCAAUACGUCAAUUUGGCGUUGCUUGUUGAUCGACUAGUCAAGUGUGGGAAAUCUUUGGUGAAGAAAGAUGCCGCGGCCGAGGCUCUGAACAGCUUGAGUGCGUACUACCAACGCUUUAUCGAUGAUAUCACCAUCGAGGUAGUCGAGGAGAAGUUGCUUGCUGUACUGUCGGACCUCCUCUCGCGUGUCGUGGUAUCGAACAUGGCAGACGCUAAGCUCGAAGCGGUAGCUGGGAUGUCUAUUGGCAUAGAUGGCGUCUUGAUUUUUGUUUUCAUGAUUACUGUUGAAAAGGCACUCUGA
This is a messenger RNA of Truncatella angustata, 354 nucleotides long. RefSeq lists its product as uncharacterized. The transcript has 2 exons. Bases 1 to 354 code for a protein of 117 amino acids. The record is from RefSeq and is a predicted model, not a curated record. NCBI's taxonomy places the organism in Eukaryota, Fungi, Ascomycota, Sordariomycetes, Amphisphaeriales, Sporocadaceae.